AUGGCUGGCACCCGGCAGCCAACGUCGGUUCAAGGCCUGGGGUUUGUGCUGGGCGGCCGUCAUCAGAUAUUCAUUCUUUCCGUGCUUUGGUCCGAUGGCAGUGACAGUCUCAUCUACAGGACCUUGCAGGAGUUCCGCCAAUUCCAUAAAAGGCUGAAGAACACCUUUCCCUUGGAGGCAGGUUUGCUGAAGAGUUCAGAUCGCACCCUCCCCAAGUUUCAAGAUACCUCAGCACUUUUCCCCAGUGGAAAGACACGAAGGGGACUGGCCAAGUUACAGAUGCUGGAAGCCUAUUCUCAGAAACUUCUGGGAGCCUCAGAGAUAGUAUCUCAAAGUGAGGUGGUCAUUGGCUUUUUCCAGCCCCAGCCUAGAGACCUGGAGCCUGUCCUGCCCCAGAACAGGUAUUUAUGCCUGGUGGUCAUGCCCUCCCCUUGGGAGGGGCUGGAACAAAAUCUGAAGAAGCCCCUGGCCCCAAAACCAGACAUCCAAACCCUGGAGGCCCAGACUUACCAGUGCGUUGAUAGCUUCAGUACUGAGGACAUCAGGGGCAGAGCCUUUGAGGUUGAAGCUGGAGAACAGCUGGAUGUCUUGCUUAGAGAACCCACAGGCUGGUGGCUGGUGGAGAAUGAGAACAAGCAGAUGGCUUGGUUUCCCGCACCCUACCUCAAGGAACUGUCUCCCAGAAAGGGAAGUGAGGAGCCGCCCCAGAUCCCCUUCGGCGGGCUGCCGUUCUGUGCCACCCAAGCGUACGAAAGCAGCCGGGAGGACGAGCUAUGCGUGCCCGCGGGAGCCCGCGUGACGGUGCUGGAGGUGUCCGAGCGCGGCUGGUGGCAAUGCAGGUACCGCGGCCGCCGGGGGCUCCUGCCUGCGGUGCUGCUGCGUCGCUGCCCGGGCCCCGCGAACGCUGGGGGGCUGGCGCUCCUCAACGGGGACAGGACCCACCCGGAGCCAGAAUCCGAGAGCGGAGCGGAAGCCGAGCCAGGUAGGAGGCAGCCCGGGGAGAGGCGCCUCCACCCGCCCAUCGCCCCAAAGUACAGCUCGGACUCCGGCUCCAGCAGCGACAAUGGGGAGGAGGCCGGUGUCUCGGCGGGCCCCGGCUCCGUCCCCGUCGUGCCCGCCCGGCCCAGGCGAGGGGACAUCCUGCGCAGCUGCUGCUCCGUGACCCGCAGGGCCCUUUUGGGCCCGGAGGCAUUGAGGUCUCCGGGACAGAGGUCCCCAGUCGCCCCGCCCUAACUCCCAGGAAAAUCCUUUCCCUGCUGGGAUCCUAAGACCUGCCCUCUCUGUUGCCCUUCCCCCGUCUGACUUUGUAUUAGAGUGCCUCCUCCCUGCGGGACCGAGUCAGUCUUAAAUAUUUAAUUUUUUUUUUGUACGUGUGAAUAAAGAAAUGUUUCUAGUG
Messenger RNA from Sarcophilus harrisii (Tasmanian devil), 1396 nucleotides. It is a transcript of the gene NOXO1, whose product is annotated as NADPH oxidase organizer 1. The transcript has 8 exons. Lineage: Eukaryota; Metazoa; Chordata; Mammalia; Dasyuromorphia; Dasyuridae. The record is from RefSeq and is a predicted model, not a curated record. Gene Ontology annotation, biological process: superoxide anion generation. Gene Ontology annotation, molecular function: phosphatidylinositol binding; superoxide-generating NADPH oxidase activator activity; protein binding. Bases 1 to 1233 code for a protein of 410 amino acids.